UAGAAAAAUCUAUGAGAUCGGAUUUGGUCACCCAGCACUAGCUGGAUUUAUCCUUUUUUGACUUUUGCGUAUAACACUAUGAGAUAGAUUGGUCGACGGGCAUGAGAGCUUAAGAUAUAAGCAGAUUGUUCCUGUGAGGUCGGGGUGUGUGAAUUGUGAUGGGUCGAUCGCCGUGCUGCGAGAAGGUGGGGCUGAAGAAGGGGCCGUGGACGCCGGAGGAAGACCAGAAGCUGCUGGCCUACGUCGAGAAGCACGGCCACGGGAGCUGGAGAGCUUUGCCGGCGAAAGCCGGGCUGCAGCGGUGUGGGAAGAGUUGCAGGUUGAGGUGGACCAACUACCUGAGGCCGGACAUCAAGAGAGGGGAGUUUAGUGUGCAGGAGGAGCAGACCAUCGUCCAACUGCAUGCCCUGCUCGGGAACAGGUGGUCGGCGAUCGCGACGCACUUGCCGAAGAGAACGGACAAUGAGAUCAAGAACUACUGGAACACGCACCUGAAGAAGCGGCUGGCGAAGAUGGGCAUCGACCCGUGCACGCACAAGGCGAAGAGCGACGCCCUCGGCCCUGCCGCCGACGCCGGACGCUCCCGGAGCGCCGCCAACCUCAGUCACAUGGCGCAGUGGGAGAGCGCGCGACUGGAGGCCGAGGCGCGCCUCGUGCGCGAGUCGAGGAUUCGGACUGCGGCGGCCAUGGGGUCGCCUCCCUCAUCCUCCGCCUCUCCGCCGGGCUGCGUCGGCGUGUUCCGGGCUUGGCGAGGAGGGGCGUGGGAAGGGAAGCCGCCGGGGCAAGGUCAAAGGUCGGAUCUUGAGUCGCCCACCUCCACGUUGAGCUUCGCGGAGAACCGGCUUCUGGCGGCGGCGGCGGCGGCGGCCGCCGGAGGGCUCGGCUACCAAGGAGCCGACAGGAUGGAUAACUUUGCGGGCUUGGGCAUCUACGACGCUGUCGUCGGCGGGGAGGCACCGUGGCUAGGAGAUGGAGAGGCCUGCGGAUGCGGUCAACUGCAAGCCGGCGGAGGCUUCACCGGGAUGCUGCUGGGAGACAAGAAUUCCGACUACGGUGGCGGCGAUUCUUACGGAAACAAUGACUGCCUGCGAGAGGAGGAAGAAGAGGAAGUAGAAAUGAACAAGAACUACUGGAACACCAUUCUCAACUCCGUCAACUCUUCCUCUUCUUCCACCUCGUCGCCGGCGUUCUAGAAUCGUACCCAGUAACCUUUUUUCACUGCGAGUCUUCCCUGCACUGUACUAGCCAUUAGCCUGCUCCUGCCUCCAAUCGAAUCUGUAAGAAACAGACAAAUAAAAUGCAGCAGUUAGGCGUUUGCAUCGUCCUGGGAUUGUAACUUCUGGUUUGUUUAUAUGCUUAAAUUUAGUAGCUUUCAAGAACAGAUCGAGUCUUUGCAGCUAAA
Molecule: messenger RNA, 1402 nt
Organism: Zingiber officinale
Lineage: Eukaryota; Viridiplantae; Streptophyta; Magnoliopsida; Zingiberales; Zingiberaceae
Product: transcription factor MYB106-like
Exons: 3
Coding region: 159-1193 (344 amino acids)
Source: RefSeq, a predicted model, not a curated record